GGACACGCAUCAGGCGCUCGCGCAUUCGUGGAUCAGACCUCACAGAGGAGCAGCGGAGCACUGAUUUCUUGGAUUUCUAUUUAGCAUCUCGAGUUUGCGCAAAUCAAUUACCAGCAGCCAUUUCUAGUAAAUGAACUCGCUGUUUGUCGUUCUGUAACGGAGGAUCUACCUAAGACCUAAAAGCAUGCCACAUUUUCUCCGAUAUACCUAAUGGACAAAAAUAAUUAAAAUGCUAGAAAUAUCGGUGAUUGGAAUGCUUCAACAUAUUCUGAUUUGUACAACUAGAGACCGUUCGACUACCUGUAGGAUUGCAUCAAGCGCGUGAGGGAGGCGGUGAUGCCCAGGAGGUAAUGCGCAUUAGGAUAAUGUGACACAAUUCGGGUUUUUUGCACUCGAACGAAGGUUUUUGUGCGCAUCGUGCAGAUUUGUACACGGUGAAUAUAAGCUAAUGGAACCACCGUAAUCUCAAGGAGAGCUGAUCACACGUUGUUUUUGAACAGGCGUUGGGAUGCUCCACGUUUAUCCUUCAAACCCAGUUGAAGAUGUACAGAACAGGGGAACAUUUCCAGCAAUAUACGCGCACCUGUACCAUAAAAGCUCCGUCUGAAUGGCAUUACUUGAAUGUUUGAAUUCUUGAAAUCAAAUGGCAAUAGGUUUUGCACCUGAUGUUAAGCAAUCCGCAGUCGAUCGAAUGAAUGAUCAUUCCAUGCAUCAGUGUGCAGAGUGACUAAUCGCACUUGGACCACAAUAAGACGGGAUGGAGAAGAAUCAGACACGCGUUUUGAUUAUUGGUUUUGGGCUAUCAGAAAGCGCUCUGUAGUAAAGUUGCAGUGGUCGAACUACAGGUGCUAUAUGAAGAACAGGUCACAAGCGUUAAUUUGCCCUCGCAGAAAUGCCAGUGCGUGCUGUGACUUCCAGGUUCAUGUACAGGGGACUUUGCUCAAUUCCAGAUAUCCUCUCCUACAGGACUCCCGUCAGCCUCCCCGAGGAUGAAGUGGAGGAGAUCCGUGAAGCCUUCAAGGUGUUUGAUCGUGAUGGGAAUGGAUUCAUCUCAAAACAGGAGCUAGGAGUGGCCAUGCGGUCUCUUGGUUACAUGCCAAAUGAAGUGGAGCUGGAGGUGAUCAUUCAGAGACUGGACAUGGAUGGUGACGGUCAGGUUGAUUUUGAAGAGUUUGUGGCACUUCUCGGACCAAAACUGUCUUCAGCCGGUAUGCCUGACAGAUUUCACGGAGCCGAGUUUGACUCCAUAUUCUGGAAGUGUGACAUGCAAAAGCUGACUGUGGAUGAGCUGAAGAGACUCCUGUAUGACACCUUCUGUGACCAUUUGACUAUGAAAGACAUCGAGAACAUCAUCAUGACUGAGGAGAGUCACUUAAACAGUCCCGAGUGCCAAGUAGAUAUUGACACAAGUCCCAUGCAACAAGUCAAGCACACCUGUGUGCGCAAGAGCUUGAUUUGUGCCUUCGCCAUUGCAUUCAUCAUCAGCGUCAUGCUCAUCGCAGCCAAUCAGAUGCUUCGAAGAGGAAUGAAAUAGACAGUUCCGUUUCUAAGACAACUCAUGACUGAUAAAGGGAAACAAGAUAAAAAUGCAACAAAAAAAGCCCACUCAUUUUACUAGUUUAUAUUGGUCACAGUCUUACAAAAACACCAAAGGCUGCACUUUCGUUCUACUAUAAACCCGAGGUAAAGAGAGACUGUUGUUAGACAGACAAAAGAAUAGUUUAGCCCAAAACAACAUAGUUUAA
This is a messenger RNA of Carassius auratus (goldfish), 1745 nucleotides long. Its product is annotated as calcium-binding protein 7-like. Gene Ontology annotation, cellular component: trans-Golgi network membrane. Bases 893 to 1534 code for a protein of 213 amino acids. NCBI's taxonomy places the organism in Eukaryota, Metazoa, Chordata, Actinopteri, Cypriniformes, Cyprinidae. Gene Ontology annotation, molecular function: calcium ion binding. The record is from RefSeq and is a predicted model, not a curated record. The transcript is spliced from 5 exons.